This is a messenger RNA of Cynoglossus semilaevis (tongue sole), 2138 nucleotides long. RefSeq names its product tumor necrosis factor, alpha-induced protein 8-like 1 (gene tnfaip8l1). Gene Ontology annotation, cellular component: cytoplasm. Gene Ontology annotation, biological process: regulation of apoptotic process. Bases 679 to 1239 code for a protein of 186 amino acids. Lineage: Eukaryota; Metazoa; Chordata; Actinopteri; Pleuronectiformes; Cynoglossidae. The transcript has 3 exons. The record is from RefSeq and is a predicted model, not a curated record.
UGAUGAAACAUGAAUUCUCGGGGGGUUUUUUAUUCAAUGAUAAUAAAAUCUAAUCACCUCAAUGAUGCGUCUUAUCUCAUUAUUUAUCACUGUCAGUUGACCACACAGUUCCUGCACAUUGUUCCCUUUUAACACCGUUUCCUACAGGCAGAAGUUCAGCCUGAAGUCCGUGCCCUGGACCAGUAUAAUGACUGGAAACAGUAACGGGAGCAGGGGAGACCGUGUGGCCGUAAAACACUCCUUUCUUCUGGCUUCAUUAGCCUGCCUGCCGCCCUCCCACUUGCUGCUUCAUCAUUGGUCCAAACGACCCAUCAAUCUAUCAAGGUCCGGCUUCCCUUCGUCAAGUUUGAAACUUUUUUUUCUGCAGUUUCACAAGUGGGCGGAUUCGGGUUACAGCGAACUCUUGUAACCGAUCUCUCCCCGGGGCAGCGGCCAAGGGAAGAAAACACUCUCUCAAUAAUUCAAACAUCUGUGCCAGUUACAAGGUUGCAGGACAAAACAGGGGCGACGCGACCACGGAGAAGUUUGAAUCGAGGAGUUAAAACAAACAAACAAACAAAGGAAACAUGCUGUGAUGCCACUGGUCCCUCUGCCGUCAGGAUGGAGAGCUGAACGUUUUUUAAUCCAGAUUAACUGAUCAUUUCGUUGGCUGAUCGCUCCUCCGAGGAAGACUUUACCAUGGACUCAUUCAGCACCAAGAGCCUGGCCCUGCAGGCGCAGAAGAAGGUGAUGAGCAAGAUGGCCACCAAGAGCGUGGCCAACCUGUUCAUCGACGACACCAGCAGCGAGGUGCUGGACGAGCUGUACCGCGUCACCAAAGAGUACACCCGGAACCGCAAGGAGGCCCAGAAGGUCAUCAAGAACCUGAUCAAGAUCGUGGUGAAGCUGGGCGUGCUCUACAGGAACAAUCAGUUCAGCAGCGAGGAGCUGCUGCUGGUGGAGAACUUCAGGAAGAAAGUCCACACUCUGGCCAUGACGGCGGUCAGUUUCCACCAAAUUGAGUUCACCUUCGACCGCCGCGUGAUGAGCGCCAUCCUAAACGACUGCCGCGAACUGCUGCACCAGGCCAUCAGACGCCACCUGACGGCCAAGAGCCACUCCCGGGUCAACCACGUCUUCAAUCACUUCGCCGACUCCGACUUCCUGGCCGCUCUGUACGGACCCUCGGAGGUGUACCGCGCCCACCUGCAGCGGAUCUGUAACGGUGUCAACAAGAUGCUGGACGACGGGAACCUCUGACCUCGGUUUGAGACCCCCGUCAGACACCGUUACCUCCGGUCACCCUCGUGUAUCGACCUUUUUACAUUUUUUAUUUUGAAGGUGACAAUCGUCCAGAACAUUUUGAAUUUUUGUCCUUUUAACGGUUUGCGAUUGUGUGUUCUGAUUUUCACAUUUUAUUAUAACACUGUGAUUCUUCCGGCUAGUUAUUCCAAAGACGGCGUCUUCACCAGCCUGAGUGCUAACACAAACCAGCAGUUAGUCUUUUUUUAUUUUCCAGUGAAUGUAAGGUUUCAUCCUCUUCAGUAUAUUCAGGGGGAGGAGGUCUGACAACUGUGCCGUCGACAGGCUCUUCACAGUUUUUUGGGGUUUUUUUUUUUCUUCAUUUCAAGGGCACUACGCCGGCUCUGUUUUUAUUCUAAAAGACAUGAAUCCAGGCUCAGGCCUCCAGCUUCUUCUCAGUCGGGUGCCUUUUUAAUGGACCACAAGUUUCCUUAAGUGAAAAGAAAAAAAAAAGCUCUUUUUUUUUUUUCUUCCAGUAUCUGAGUCAAAGAGUGUGUUGUGUUUUUAAGUAUUUGUAAAAGUAGUAUUGCACUCCGCCCUGAAGAAGCGCUGUAACGUGUUCCCCUGCAGCAGUGAAACAUGGCUGCAGGUUCGUGAAGGGUCUCGCCAUCCUGCACUGAAAUCCAUUUUGUGAAGAAACUAAGUUUUGAAGGGUCUGGGGGGGGGUAGAAGUCCUCUAAAAAUGUUUCCAGUUUAAAUUGUCAGUUUUACAACGACCACAACAAGGAUGAAGUAUUUGGCUGAUGAUGGAAGACGACGACGAUGUCUUCAAGUUCAUCGCUCGGCCUCGAGGCGCUAACGUAGCUCUGGCAGCUGCGUUUGACAUUUUCAGAUUAUUCUACGUCACGUUCCCUGCU